This is a messenger RNA of Chanos chanos (milkfish), 2144 nucleotides long. It is a transcript of the gene rnf2, whose product is annotated as ring finger protein 2. The record is from RefSeq and is a predicted model, not a curated record. NCBI's taxonomy places the organism in Eukaryota, Metazoa, Chordata, Actinopteri, Gonorynchiformes, Chanidae. Gene Ontology annotation, molecular function: chromatin binding; ubiquitin protein ligase activity. The transcript has 7 exons. Bases 80 to 1090 code for a protein of 336 amino acids. Gene Ontology annotation, cellular component: PcG protein complex; ubiquitin ligase complex.
GAACGCGCUGGCAGGACAGUCGCGCAACAACACAGAAAUAGUUUUAUAGGAGCGAUUCUCUGAACACUAGUUUGGAAAGAUGACACAGACUGUACAGACAAACGGGGUACAGCCUCUCAGUAAGACCUGGGAGCUCAGUCUUUAUGAACUCCAGAGAACCCCACAGGAGGCCAUCACAGAUGGUCUGGAGAUAGCUGUGUCCCCCCGAAGCCUGCACAGUGAGCUCAUGUGCCCCAUUUGUCUGGACAUGCUGAAAAACACCAUGACAACCAAGGAGUGUCUGCACCGUUUCUGUGCAGACUGCAUCAUCACGGCUCUCAGAUCCGGGAACAAGGAGUGUCCGACGUGCCGGAAGAAGCUGGUGUCAAAGCGCUCCCUCCGUCCAGACCCCAACUUCGAUGCCCUGAUCAGUAAGAUCUACCCCAGCAGAGACGAGUAUGAAGCCCACCAGGAAAGAGUGCUGGCCCGUAUCAGCAAGCACAACAACCAACAGGCCCUGAGCCACAGUAUUGAGGAAGGCCUGAAGAUCCAGGCCAUGAACAGGCUGCAGCGAGGGAAGAAACAUCAGAUUGAGAAUGGCAGUGGUGUGGAGGACAACGGCGACAGCUCACACUGCAGCAAUGCCUCAGUUCACAGCAACCAGGAGGCAGGGCCCAGUAUCAAACGCACCAAGACCUCCGAUGAUUCAGGCCUGGACAUGGACAAUGCAACAGAGAACGGAGGAGGAGACAUGGCUAUGGAUGGAGCCAGCGAGAUCGAACUGGUUUUCCGCCCUCACCCCACACUCAUGGAGAAAGAGGACGCUGCACAGACGAGGUACAUCAAGACUUCAGGCAAUGCCACAGUUGACCACCUCUCCAAAUACCUGGCAGUGCGCCUGGCUUUGGAGGAGCUACGCAAGAAUGGAGAGGCCAGCCCCAUCAACGUAGACGCAGCCAGCGAAAAACAGUACACCAUCCACAUCCCCACAGCCAAUGGCCAGUUCACAGUCUUGAAUGGGUCCUUCUCUCUGGAGCUGGUGAGUGAGAAGUACUGGAAGGUCAACAAACCUAUGGAGCUUUACUUUGCCCCCGCCAAGGAGCACAAAUGAAGCCUGGAAGGUUUAAGGGCCAGAACAGGCCUAGGUCGGACUGAUGGUUCCUCUUGCUCUCUCUCUUCUUUCUCUCUACUUCUCUCUCUCCCUCUCUCUCUCUCUCUCCCCUUAUCUGGAGUACACUUAGUCUCUGGAGCUCCUGUUCCAACAACUGUGGCUGCUUUGGUUUGUGUUUUUUAUUGUCCUUUUGUAUAGGAUUGGGGACCUGGGAGGGAUAUGAAGUGGGGUGGGGGGGGCUUUGGGAGAUGUUCAAGUGUGUGACAGUGUUUUUGUUUUUGUUUUGUUUUGUUUUGUUUUUUUCCAUUGACACAAUCAUAUUAGUGUCUCAUGUUGAGGGCUUCUAUGAUUUAAAGAGUCCGUUUCAUCACCACCAAAUUGUGCUUCAGCUGUACCUUCAAAAUAUCAUCACUGUAACAUUGUCAAAUCAUCAGGUUAUCAAUGGAAACCUCCCGCUGUGGAAGAUGUUUUCUGUAACCCCUUCAUAUUGGUAGUUUCUCUGUCCAUGGCAAAUGCCCUCUGUCUCAGACAAACUCAACGAGAUCGACCUAGCUCCCCAGGAAUUUUGUGGAGUUCUUUAUAACAACAUUAACAUCAUCUCCAUAAACUUUGUUUUCAGAUGUAGAUGGGAUCUUGUCAUUUUUCUUGCCCCCUCUUUGUACCUGUCUGUUUAGAGGUACUAUAAAGGUCUAGUCUGCACAGGAACUUUGCCCACUGUUGUGUAUUGCUUGAGUCAGGGUUUUUUUUUUUUUUCAAUCCUACCUGUUUUAACAAUAUACAUCAGUUGUUUAAUCCAGAGGUUCAAGUUCACCACACGGUUUCAAAAUAAAGUUGUUUGAAGCAUAAACUUUGCCAGCCAUUUCACAGAUAUUGCAGUGUAUACAACCAUCACUGUACAAGUUUGGUUUAGAUCGAUAAGCUGUUAUUUGUAUAUGAGGAUAGAUCCAAUUUUUGAUAUUUUCAUAAAGCAUAAAGAAAAGAAACUCCAUGGAAAACAUGAAAUCUUUUUAGAGCAUGAAGUGCUUUUAGUUGAACGUCUUUUACAUAAUUAUGA